AUGGUGAGAUUAUCUGGACUUCAGAGAGAUGUGUUGUCACUCUACCGGCAAUGCUUGCGAGCCGUGAGACAAAAACCAAUCGAAACGCAAGCCAACUUUCGUGACUUUGCAAGAUCACAGUUCCACAAACACCGGGAUGUUGGCAAGAAAGAUUUUGGCACCAUUGAGUAUCUGCUGCGCCGCGGAAGGAAUCAGCUGGAGUCGUGGUCAGAGCCGGGUAUCCGGGAUAUCCACAGGUAG
Messenger RNA from Bipolaris zeicola 26-R-13, 240 nucleotides. RefSeq lists its product as uncharacterized. The coding region runs from base 1 to 240 and encodes 79 amino acids. The record is from RefSeq and is a predicted model, not a curated record. Gene Ontology annotation, cellular component: mitochondrion. NCBI's taxonomy places the organism in Eukaryota, Fungi, Ascomycota, Dothideomycetes, Pleosporales, Pleosporaceae. The transcript is spliced from 3 exons. Gene Ontology annotation, biological process: mitochondrial respiratory chain complex II assembly.